Mobula hypostoma (lesser devil ray) is the source of this 2987-nucleotide messenger RNA. RefSeq names its product lin-52 DREAM MuvB core complex component (gene lin52). The record is from RefSeq and is a predicted model, not a curated record. NCBI's taxonomy places the organism in Eukaryota, Metazoa, Chordata, Chondrichthyes, Myliobatiformes, Myliobatidae. The transcript is spliced from 6 exons. Gene Ontology annotation, biological process: regulation of DNA-templated transcription. Gene Ontology annotation, cellular component: DRM complex. Bases 155 to 493 code for a protein of 112 amino acids.
UUCAGUGAGUUCAUUUAAGCGUUAUUUAGCAUAGUCUACAGUUGCGUAUUUCUGGUUUGAGAUAAGAACUUAUUUUAUCAUCUGGAAGUAUUAAUAUGAUGGCGAGCUUUUUCCACAUUCGCUGACGUGUAGGUCAUGUGAUGGUGCUGAGAAGAUGGCGUCGCCGAGUGCGGGUGCAGACUUGGAGCAGUCGUUGCUGAGUUUUGAGAAACUAGACCGAGCUUCACCAGAUUUAUGGCCAGAACAAAUGCCAGGGGUAGCAGAAUUUGCUGCAUCUUUCAAAAGUCCCAUUACCAGCUCUCCACCCAAAUGGAUGGCAGAACUUGAGAAAGAUGAUAUUGACAUGCUGAAAGAGUUGGGAAGCCUUACAACUGCAAACUUAAUGGAGAAAGUACGAGGGCUCCAGAAUCUUGCAUAUCAGCUUGGACUAGAUGAAUCACGAGAAAUGACAAGAGGAAAGUUCUUAAACAUCUUGGAACGGCCCAAGAAAUAGCUGUAUAACUCCAAACCGCUUGCUUCUGCAAGAAGACUCAGCACUUGUUCAGAGACAGUCACUGUCUGCUUCAGAUCUACAAAUGCCUUCACGUGGCAUCUGUUCAAACUGCCUAUGUAAUAGUGCAACACAAGACCACAUUUUGUGAAGAACUCAUCUUUUAGCCUGCAAGGCAAAUCGUUUUUAAAUGCAAACAGAGAUCACAAUUAGUGUCGAAGAGACAGAGUUUAGUUUAUCACAUGCAUGUCAAAUAACAAAGUUAUUAUUGUGGUGUACUAAUCUAGAUAUAUUUUCCAUAAUCUACUGUUCUCCAGCAACAGCAGUGAAGUUAUGCAGAAUGAUAGCACUUUAGUUAAAGACAUGUGAUUCUUAACAGCACAUGUCCAUCUUUACAAAAUAAAUAGUAUUACUUCUGAUGGGGUAACAAAUUACAAAAAUAUACAGUGCCUGGGUAUGCAAUUAAACUGCUACCACAAUUCUCACUUCUGAAUACCAUGUAGAUUAAUGCAAGACAGCACAUUUCAAAAGAUGUAACAAUCUUCUAGGUUUGAGAUGAGGUCAGUCGAGCAUUCAGCAUUUCUGAUAAUUUGAUAGAUCAUCUUGUUUUUAUUAUUUUGCUGCCUUGCAGUGUUUUUUAAUUCAUAUAUUGUGAUAGAAUCUAUAAAAAUUUAGUUGACUCUACUGAACUGGUAUUCUUCAAAGUAGAACAACAGGAAGGUUUAGUUGGAAAUUCUCAUGAUACAUUAAAGUACAUUUUCCACCAACAUGGUAUAAAAGACUGGGCUGGCAAACAAAAGAAAAAUUCAAAGGAGGAAACAAAAUAAGAUAUAUUAAUAACAUGCCCAUUGACAAAACAGAGCAAUUAAAAUUGUUUCUGGAUCUUUUUGAUCCAGAGAAAGGCCAUAUGAAAAAAUUGGAAAGAGUACAACAGGUAAGAAAUUCUGAUUUAAAUGCAUGAUUUUUCUAGGGAAGUAAAUUUCACUUUGCUUUUUAUUCUUCCAGUAUCACAUUAAAAUUGACACAUUUAAUUAUUGCCUGAUUAACUUUGAAAGAAAAAAAAACUUACUUUGUUUUACUGACCCUUCCUCCAGGAGGGCUUAGUCUGUAAUGUUCUGUGAUCACCUUGGAGGUUUAAUUAAAGUAGGCUGCUAAGAUUGAAGGUGAAUUUUUGGGACAGGGUUAUAUUAAGAAAAAUAAAUAUAUUUUAAACCAAAUUUUGAUUGAAUAUUUUAUAUUUCGACCCAGCUGGUGGCGUAGUGGGGUGAAAGGUCCCGAGUUCGAAUCUAGCCGGCUCCCCUGCACGCUUUCCAUCCGUGGUGAGUUAUGAGCUGGUGAAGCUCUUUGGAAACUCACCCGGCAGAAGGCAAUGGCAAACCACUGCUGUAACUUGCCUCAUAUGCAGUUCCCCACUACAUCAGAGAGGCGUGGAGGGAAAUCGUCCGCUAACUGGAGAAACUCUGGAUGCGACGUACCUUUCCUUUUAUUUUAUAUUUGAGGUAAAGAACAUAAAGCUAAACUCUUGAUGUACUUUAUGGUAACUUUACACAUCUGGGACAGAUGUCAUUAGAAAUCUUGGGGAGUGGAAGGACCCCAAAUUUUCAUAUCCAGUCUGAUGUGUUGCUCUGCAAGAUACUGUUCAGCCCAGUCUAAUAAACACAAUACCCACUGCAAGCUUCUGGUAAGGUGAAAACCAUCCUUUAAGAAUGUAUUUAUAGCCUUAUUGAGCUUAAGUCUGAUGUUUUGGAAUAAGGAUCAGGGUGAUAUGAUAGGAAUAGACUGACGACAGAUAUAGCUGGAAACUUGACCACUAAAGCAGUUUGGAGGCAUCCCAAACAGAUUAGGCCUUACAGUUUUACUUGUAAAAGGAUUUGGCUCCUAUGUCUCAGUCACAUGAAUCUUUGAGGCCUCUAUUCAAUGGAUUUUUACUUAACGUAGAUGUAUCUGGACCAUUGCUGUUUAAGUUUUAUGCUUGGGUUUAGUUUAUUUUAGACAUGUGAAACAGGACUUAUUUUCUUGAACAGUCUUGUGCACUAAUUAGUCAAAUACUUAUAUGAUACAUUUUAUUUUUGAAUUAAUAAAUGUGAAUUACUUUUUAAAAUAUCUUCUCAAUCAUUUGAAUGCAGCCCUUGGAAAUAAAUAUUUAAUUGAAAAUCAACCACUAUUGCAUUUUCUAAUAAAUGGUUUACUAUGUCCAUUUGGGCAAAUGUGAUUGACAUCUGGGAGGUGUUUUUGGACAUCUGGGAGAUGUUUUGGAGCAAAUUAUUUAUUAAUCAUGAUUGUAAAUAUAAUCCAAAAAUGCUGUAAUGUGCAUCUUGUCCUGAACUACUUGAACUGGAUUUCCAUUGCCCUUCAGAUUGCUGUACAUGGUUGAAAAUUUGAUUUGUUUCACCUGUCAAAUGAAAGAAGUGGAUAAAGAAAAAAAAACAAGGAAAUAGCAAUGGCCAAUUAGGGUGAAUCUGGUGGAGAAAAGAUGACUAAAAGAAAAUACACAUUA